This is a messenger RNA of Equus caballus (horse), 6785 nucleotides long. RefSeq names its product zinc finger protein 648 (gene ZNF648). Gene Ontology annotation, molecular function: DNA-binding transcription factor activity; RNA polymerase II cis-regulatory region sequence-specific DNA binding. The record is from RefSeq and is a predicted model, not a curated record. Gene Ontology annotation, biological process: regulation of transcription by RNA polymerase II. Lineage: Eukaryota; Metazoa; Chordata; Mammalia; Perissodactyla; Equidae.
CAGCCCCACCGUGUUUCCCAGGCUGCUCUCUGGGAUGCAGGCAGGAAGGCUGAGUGCGUUACACUGGCCCCACCUCCUGAAGCUCUCUCUGCAGCUACUGGACUGGACACAAAAGUGUGAGGGACAGAGACACUGUCUCUGCUGAUUUGUACCAAACUCUGGCUCCCGUUGCUAAGAGGCCACAUGUGACAGAAGCCAGGGUAGGGGCCCACGCUGCUGUCUGCAUUUCCCAGGUGUCGUGAGCCAAGCAAAGGUCCUGUCUAGGAGGAGCGGGACUAGCGGUGCCUGAACAUCAUGGCCCAGGUGGACCCCCAGGACAGGUGGGACGAGGUGUCUCCUCUCUGCAGCUUGACUGAGGACCCCCGGAUGCCGAGCGUUAACUUAGGGAGUGAGGAUGAGGAUGGAGGGGAGACAGGAGACCAAGGAGGCACUGGUGACCCGGAUCAUCAGGCCCGUUCAAAGGGCAGCUCCCAAGUGACUCAGGACAAUCCUGACUCGCGGUGGCAGCAUCCACCUGGCCAGAAGGAAGAGAAAGUGUCUGACUCUUUUAGAGCUGGGAGUGUGGGGAAGAAACCUAUGGCGACGCCUGGAAAGAAGGCCAGCUGGGGAAGAGAUGAGUCAAAGAUCACGCAGACCCAGGACUCACCCGAAGCAAGCACAGCUCCAGGUGUCCUCCCCAGCGGCCUCUCGCACAAGUUGUUAGGUCAGAGGCAACCUCCUGGGGUCUCAUUACCUGCAGGUGAUGAUGGAGACUCCAGGGCAAACCUGGAAGCCGCCUUGGGUGUCCCAUCCAGCUUCUCUGGUCCUGGAAGCUAUUUCCGUGCACAGAAAGGUGUAGACAGGGCCUCAAACAACUCCUCCCUGGCGUGUUUCCCCAAGCUGGGGGGCAGUUGGGACCUCCCCACGCAAGAGACACGCACGCCAGCGCAGGGGUCGGCCACCGCCGCCAGGUUGGCAGAGGCGGUGCUGGCGAAAGCGCGCACAGGCCAAAAGGGCCAGCACCCAGCGGGCGCGGGGGAGGGCGGGCAGGAGGAGGUGCGUCCCAACAAGUGCAGGCGAGCUGGGCGGGCCUUCCAGAAGCCCAGCAACCGGCUGAGCCCGGCGCAGACAAGGGGCGCCAAGCCUUACGCGUGCGAGCUGUGCGGGAAGGCCUACUCCCACCGGGGCACGCUCCAGCAGCACCGGCGCCUGCACACGGGCGAGCGGCCCUACCGGUGCCCUUUCUGCGACAAGGCCUACACCUGGUCCUCCGACCACCGCAAGCACAUCCGCACCCACACAGGCGAGAAGCCCUACCCGUGCCCGGACUGCGGGAAGGCCUUCGUGCGCUCCUCGGAUCUGCGCAAACACCAGCGCAACAUGCACAGCAACAACAAGCCCUUCCCGUGCGCCGAGUGCGGCCUGACCUUCAACAAGCCGCUGUCGCUGCUGCGCCACCAGCGCACGCACCUGGGCGAGAAGCCCUUCCGGUGCCCGGCCUGCGACAGGGAGUUCGCCGUGGCCAGCCGGAUGAUGGAGCACCAGCGUGUGCACUCCGGCGAGCGGCCCUUCCCCUGCCCCACCUGCGGCAAGUGCUUCACCAAAUCCUCCAACCUGAUGGAGCACCAGACGCUGCACACCGGCCAGAGGCCCUUCAAGUGCGCCGACUGCGGCGUGGCCUUCGCGCAGCCCUCGCGCCUCGUGCGCCACCAGCGCAUCCACACCGGUGAGCGGCCCUUCCCUUGCGCGCAGUGCGGCCAGGCCUUUGCCCGCUCCUCCACCCUGAAGCGGCACCAACAGAUCCACUCCGGGGAGAAGGGCUUCCUCUGUGCCGAGUGUGGCAGGGCCUUCCGCAUUGCCUCCGAGCUGGCCCAGCACAUUCGGGUGCACAACGGGGAGAGGCCCUACCAGUGUGAGGACUGCGGCCAGGCCUUCACCCGGUCCAAUCACCUCCAACGACACCGGGCCAAGCACCACGCCUGCAAGAAGGAGCCCAACCCCUCCUCCUCUGACGAGUGAGGGCUUUUUCAGUUAACUCUCAGGGAGGGCGAAGACGCCGUCCACCUCAUCGCUUAGAAUCCUCCCCCGUGGGCCAGCCCACUCACGUGGUAUUGUCAGCCUUCAGCGGGUCGCAGGCCAUGGGGUGGCGCAUUUGAUUUGUGUCUGUGAUCCCUUGUGUAGCAAGUACCUGGAGGGAAAGAACUCAGGUGUGUGGUUUCAUAUCAGUCUUUCUUCUGCAUCUCAGAGGUUGUAUUCAUUUGGAAAAGGAUAAGAUAAAGUAGUGAGGGCUGGUCAAGAGUUGCGUUCCUUGGUUGCUCGGAAGCUAUAGAAGUAUGUGUGGGCACUAUGCAGGGUUCCAGGGAUACCGGAAGGGAAAGGACUGUCCUGUCUUGCCCUCAAAGCCACAUGAGGAUCCUGAGAAGAAGGCAUCUGGGGCUGGUCCUCUUUAGAGAAGGGUACUCUUCAGUUUUCUGGAAAGAAAGAAAUCCCCAGAAGUGGUCUCUGUAAGGGAUUAUUCCAAAGCGACAAAGCAUGCCUGGGGGUAACUAAGGAAACCCAGCAGAGAGCCCAUCGUUACACUUUCCUGCUGAAACGACUUUACCCUGGGGGAAUGUCUUUGUGAGUCUUGGCUUUGAAUGGCUUGACUUACAGAGAGGAAGGGGUGAGGGGAGUUCAUGCCCUGUGUUUAGGAACCAGCUAUUCUAGAAGUCCAGAGCGGCCUUAGCUUCUGAAAAAGAAGUGCAUUCCUCUUUACAGUGGAACUUCGUAACUGGAUCUAAGCUGAGUCUCACCUACAGAAUUCACUCGUGCCUCCUGUUUGGCCACAUCUUUUCCUGUUCCCACCCUGGGAGCUUAAAUCGUAUGUAGUAUUUACAGAGGAGUCUGCCCCUGGACAGAGAGAGAGAGAAACUUUCUCCCUGUGGGCCUGAUGGUUCAGGAAGCCUUUUAGGUUCAUUUAAAUUUGCCAGGAUCAUGAGCUCUGAUUUGAAGUAAAUAAAAAAGUACCACUUGCCGAAGUGCCAAUUAGCUGUGUUUCAGAGUCAUUAAAACCAGAUUUGAAAAUGUACAUGACACAGUUAUUCUCUAAUGAGAUUAUCUGAAAUUGGCAUUACCAACAGCCCUUCUUCAAAAUGUAUCGAUACAUACAUUGAUUUUGUCUAGUUUAAAGUCAGUAGUUCUUAUCUCUGGACCUCAACUGUGAGGAAUCCAUGGCUUCUCAGAGUUCCCUUGAUGCACGGGGGGCAAACAGCACUUCUCAUCUCGCCAAAGAUAAAUACGACAAUCCACAAGAAAGUGUAGUACUCUCUUUUUGAGGAUAUCUUUAGUAUAUUCCAAAAAUUGCCACCAAAGGGUGCCCAAUCUGAAUUUUUCUUGGUUUCUACCUGAUUUGGACUCAGGGAGUGACUGCUAAACAGCAUUCUCAUGUGUGACACAUGGGGCCCGAAGAGAAGUGAUAUUAUCGUCAUGGCUUAUUUGACAGAGGUAACUAGAGCUCUGACCGCCUGCCUGGAGCUUUUGUGUGUUAACUCGCUUCGAGACCUCUGCGUGUCCCAAUGACAGAGUUAGCUGUUCUCGGUCUCGCACCAGAGCCAGAGCUUGGGAUCUUAGUUCAUCCCCAGCAUUUACCAGUGAUGUGACCUUGGCUUCUGCUUCUGCAUCUGCGCUGGCAGAAUAAUAAUAAUGAGGUCAUAAAAGUGGGAGUCAUCCUACCAGGGGAGGAACUUUGGCUGAAUGCAAAGGCAUUAAACUGGUAGAGAAGUCAUAAAAUUCCUCUAUAACCUUGGGACUAUGAACAGAGUAAAGGCCAGUAUAUUUUUUUCUGGGUAGUCAAUGAAAUAUUUGAAGAUUGAAGUUAUUAUUCCUUUUCUUUGUAUUGUUUUUUCUUAAGAUGGUUGUUAGUACAGUUUUUACUAAUUAAAAAAUUUGGUUUGGUUCUAUAAUUUCUUAAGGUAGUUGUUCCCCAAACCAGUUGAUAGAAUGGCUGAAGAGAAAUCACCUGGGCUGUUUGUUAACCAUGCAACUUGCUGAAUCCUAGCCUGGAAUAUUGAGACAGGUGUGCACUGCAUCUUGGGAUGUAGUUUUUAAAGCACAGCCAAGUUGGGGCCACUGGUAUAAUUAAUAUAUUGGGGUUGGUGAUGAUUAAAUGUUAUCAUUUGGUAAACAGAUAAUAGAGGAAUAAGAAGCAGGCAGUCUGGAUGAGAUCCCAAUAGAACUAGGCUGAAAAUAAGCACAAGCUGCUAGAACACCUCCUGACUUGGAUAUGGUGGGUGCAAACUAGCAAGCAGGUUGUGGAGUGUCCCGUCAUCUCAUUUCUGCGGGUGAGAUGCAGUGUCUAGGUGGGCACAGCUUUGGGGAGAGAGUGAGAACACUUCUCGCUAAUAGGCAGAAUAACUGGAUUCACUUGUUCUGGGUAUCUUCAGAGCUGUAUGUAUUAUUUCUGGAAUAUAAGGCGAUACAGUAUACUGAAUAUUAAUGUUGUAUACCGAAGAGAAGUUCAUCAGUCCUUCAAUGCUUACCAUGUAAACAAGUCAUAUAUUAAGGAAAAUUUGUCCUAACCAGUCUUUUCUCACAUCAGCUGCAAGGGUCAUGCUGAGUAGGUAUUGUAGGGGAAAGCAAUCCCAUUAUUGUAGUCACAGGUCACUGGACCAUUCCGUGGUGGAGAAGUGGAAGGUAAUACAUGGAGUGGACAACAGAGAAGUCAACCAGCUGCAACGUGGCUUGACACAAAUUCUGCCCAAUAGAGUCUGUCUAUCCAAGGUAGAGGCAAUUGAAUCCUCUCUUUGCAGAAGAGUCAAUGCUACAACACAGGUUAGUCUGGCUCAGAUUGUUGCCCCAAGUGAUGCUGAGCUAUUUUUCUUGUUUUCUAUAAACCCGCUGCAUAUCGCAUCUUAUUUGCCCCUUAUGCAAUUAAAAUUGGAGCAGGGUGUUCUUUAAAUUCUUUCUCUCUGGACUAGUGCUGUUUCCACAGUUUAGUUUGCCAAAAUUAAUUUGGAUAUACCCAGUAAAAACGUUCAUUUAUAAGUUUCCGCUUAAUAAAAAUUCUCCUAAUGUAUUUACCAGAGCCUGCAGCCAUCACAAGCCAUGUCCUUUAGACAAUAAAGGUAACGGCUAACACUCACAUAGUGAUCAGUGUGCCAGGAAGUGUUCUAAGUGUUUCACAUAUAUUAAUGAUUUAAUUUUUAAAGUAAACCUAUGGUGAUUAUCCGUAUUUUUAAGAUGAGGAAAUCAAGAGACAAAAAAGUUAUCUUCCCCAAGAUAUCAUAGCUGCAAAGUAGCAUAUAAUGAUUUGACACUUAGGCAUGCUGGCUCCAGAGACUGCGUUCUUAACCACAAGGCUAACUGCUUCUGGUUGGUAUAGAGGAAUACUCUGAAAUUCUUGAUGAUACGCAUUUUAAAAGUGCAUGAUCAUAAAUUCAAGAAAAGACUAAAGGUUGAAACAGCAGAGCAGAAACCAUGGUGUGACUCUAGGAAGAAGACCUGUGAAUUACUUAAGAAUGGGUCUGGGGGAGCCUGGGUUGGCAGCUAUUAAUCAUUCAUUCCUUGGCAAAACUGUCAAUAAGCUGGCCAGGAGGAAGGACUUGGAAUUAAAGAAUGAUGGUUCCUUGAAGGGCAGCCAUUGUUUCAUCUCUCUGACUAAAGAAACAGUCUGUGCCUGUGCUGGACACAGAAAAAUGCACCAGCAUUGAAUUUUGACAUACAACAUUUACACAACAAUUUAUAAACCAAAUGCAUGCGUAUUGAACAGCUAUAUUACCCCUGAUAUGAACACAAUAUAUCAUCCAGGAUUUCCAACUAGGACUUCGAAAAAUCUUACUUGGAAGGAAAUUUUGUGUAAAGCCUCAACUUAAUUGCUAGAAUACUCAAGCAGACGUCAUUGCUAGACUCAGACUAAACUAUGAACUACAAACUCAAUGACCCAUGAAAAUAUUGCCAAAGAUGGAAUGACUCAAUGUUUCAUAAACCAGAAAAGGGUAUCUUUUUAAAGUUGAGAAGGAAGCUCAUUUUUGACAUCAAUCACCUCUCUCCAUUCUGCAUAAAACCAUGCCGGUACAAUUAAAAUUUUUCCACUAUGGCUGGAGAAUAUUUUUUCUCGUGCUCUCCUCCUUGUUUUCUCCUUAACCAGCCUCAGUCAAGUUGGCUCAGGGUUUUACCAUCUCAGGAGUGUCAGGCACUCAAUAGAUGGGCUCAAUGAAUGAAUAGAGCGUCUAUAAAAACUUAAGCUAUAAUUAAGAUUUACAGAAAAACAGGCCUCUUCCAUAAGGCAAAGACAAUGUGGUGGAGGACAAAGACAAGAAGGGAAGAAGGAUCCUAUGCGGUAGCUCAGAUGAAGUCAAGGGCAAGUGGGGAUGGUAGAUAAAAUGAGGAGAUGCCUGAGAUUUCGGAGGUGGAGUCAAUUAGGCUUGAUGAUGGGAUAUUAACAGCUACCAUUUAGUGAUCACUUUUUAGGGAGCAGGCACUAUAGUCAUUAUCUCAAUUAAUUCUUACAACAAUCUGUUAUGGGAGACUAUUCAAAAAUAUUCCCACGUGGGGUCUGCUACAAUUUUCCUUUCCAGGAAAGCAGAUAAGAUUAAUCGAUGGUGGCUCAUGUCUGUUAUUGUUAAGCAAGGGUCAGUAAGGUCUUUGUGCCCCUUCUAAGAAAUAAGCUGCAGAUCUACAACAGGAGAAUAUGUAGCAAAUCCCCUGCCUUUUGGUUUAGAAAUUACGCUUGCUUACAAUUUUAUUUUCCAUAAUUGUGGUGGUUUAGAAAAUAUACUUACAUAAAUGUCCAUCAAUGGAUGAGGGGGUAAAGAAGAUGUGAUAUAUAU